UUAAAUUGAACAUCGACCUUAAAAUCGGCUCAGUCUCAGCUGAUAGACACUUGGAAUUGGCUGGUUUUCGCCCGUGAAUCAGAGCCAAAAUGUUGCCGAAAGCAAGGAUUUCCUCACUUAUGAGGGCAGUUUCCAGUGGAUCAUGCAGCUGUCCGGCACAUUCCAGACCUUCGACCGGCGCUGCGAUGGGAUGCCAGACAGCCAACGAAUAUGCUUUUGAGAUGUCCUCCUCAACCAUUAGGUACGGUCCAGGAGUUACCAGAGAAGUAGGACACGAUCUUCGAAACCUUAACGUCAAAAAAGUAUGCGUCGUGACGGACAAAACUGUGGCGAAACUACCCUCGGUGAAGGCGGCGUUCGAUGCCUUGGCACGUUGCGGAAUUCAAUACGAAGUGUACGACGAGACACGCGUUGAGCCCACCGAUGGAAGUUUGAUCCACGCGGCAGAGUACGCACGAAGGUUCGAUUUCGACGCGUUUGUCGCCAUCGGGGGUGGAUCUGCGAUAGACACAUGCAAAGCUGCCAACCUGUUCAGCGCUGAUCGAGAUGCCGAGUUUCUGGAUUACGUGAAUGCGCCAAUUGGAAAAGCUAAGGAGGUCACCGUCAAGCUGAAGCCACUUAUUGCUAUCCCAACGACGGCCGGCACAGGUUCCGAAACGACGGGGGUUGCCAUUUUCGAUUACAAAUCACUUCACGCUAAAACGGGGAUUUCGAGCAAACACUUGAGACCACAGCUUGGUUUGGUGGACCCACUUCAUACGUUGUCCCAACCGGAGAAGGUGGCAGCUUACUGUGGCUUUGAUGUGUUUUGCCAUGCGUUGGAAAGCUUCACAGCGAUUCAUUACGAGAAACGUGGCCCGGCUCCACAGGAUCCCAAGCAUCGACCCCCUUACCAGGGAAGCAAUCCAAUAUCGGACGUGUGGGCUCGCUAUGCACUCAAAGUGAUCAGGGAAAACUUCAAGUCGGCUGUGUUUCAGCCGGACAAUUUGAAGGCGCGAUCCCAAAUGCAUCUGGCUUCCACGAUGGCCGGGGUGGGAUUCGGGAACGCUGGUGUUCAUCUUUGUCACGGCUUGUCCUAUCCGAUUUCUGGAAAUGUGCGAAAGUUUGUGCCGCGUGGCUAUGAUGACGAUCAUCCUAUAAUUCCUCAUGGGUUGUCGGUGGUUAUGACGGCCCCAGCUGUGUUCCAAUUCACGGGAGCGUUUUGCCCGGAGCGGCACAUGGAAGCGGCGGAAAUUCUCGGAGCCGAUGUUUCCAAAGCAAAAUUAGCCGAUGCCGGAUCCAUUUUAGCAGAUGUUGUGAGGAAGUAUAUGUACGAACUGAACAUUGAGGACGGACUGACCUCGCUUGGGUUCAAUAGCGCAGACAUUCCCGAACUAGUGAAAGGAACAUUGCCACAGGAGAGAAUUACUAAGCUGGCACCACGACCACAAACCGAGGAAGAUUUAGCAGGACUGUUCGAAACAUCAAUGACUGUGUACUGAUGGUUUUUAUGUUAAUUUUACUCAUGCCAUAAUAAUGUGUUUUCAGUAUAUCAAAUGCCUCUAGCAAUACUCAAUCAAGUAAAUAUAUUUUUAUUGGAU
Messenger RNA from Toxorhynchites rutilus septentrionalis, 1580 nucleotides. It is a transcript of the gene T3dh, whose product is annotated as probable hydroxyacid-oxoacid transhydrogenase, mitochondrial. Gene Ontology annotation, molecular function: metal ion binding; alcohol dehydrogenase (NAD+) activity. The transcript has 5 exons. NCBI's taxonomy places the organism in Eukaryota, Metazoa, Arthropoda, Insecta, Diptera, Culicidae. The coding region runs from base 90 to 1481 and encodes 463 amino acids. The record is from RefSeq and is a predicted model, not a curated record. Gene Ontology annotation, cellular component: mitochondrion.